UCAAUUUUCCCAACGGCUCCUUGCUAAAGAUACCACUUUGAACUUUGACCCCUCCACUACACUGCGCUCCAUUAAUUUUCACUUUGAUUCUUCUUCAGUCUUCACUCAAAUCCUCUUCCUUCUCCCCUCCCUUCCAUUUAUAGCCGUUGGAGUUCUUCUCUCUCUGAUUCUCUUUAUCCUGCUUUAGCAAAAAUGGACACGAAAUCCACCACUGAACUGCAUUCUACUCCAGCUCUUUCUUGUUCUUUGAAGCGCAAGAGACCACCGAAGAUUGAGAUCCCAAAUGUGUUGCAAGAAAUCCAGGCUGAUAAGCUCAAGUUCAAAGACCUCAGCCCAAGUGAUGAUUCCAUUUGUUUCAGUGGGAUUGGUGUUGGUGUCGCUGCCAUUAAAGGCAAUAAAAAGUUCAUGGAAGAUACCCACAAGAUCGUUUCUUGCUUAAACGGCAGCUCAAACAAAGGGUUUUUCGGCGUUUAUGAUGGGCAUGGAGGGAAAAGGGCUGCAGAGUUUGUUGCAGAGAAUUUGCACACUAACAUUCUUGAAAUGAUGGAGAAUUGUACAGGAAAUGCAUCUAAGGAGGAAGCUGUUAAAGCUGGGUACUUGAAAACAGACCAAGAGUUCUUGAGACAAGGUGUAGCAAGUGGUGCCUGCUGUGUCACAGCCUUGAUUGAAGGGCAGGAGAUUGUUGUCUCAAACUUGGGAGAUUGCAGGGCUGUUCUUUGUAGAGGAGGAGUGGCUGAAGUACUCACUAAAGAUCAUAGAGCAGAACAGGAGGAUGAACGAAAAAGAAUUGAGAAUAAGGGAGGAUAUGUUGAGAUCCAUCGAGGUGCUUGGAGAGUUCACGGCGUACUUUCUGUUUGUAGAAGCAUUGGAGAUGCUCACCUGAAGAACUGGGUUCUGGCAGAGCCUGAUACAAUGAUCUUACAGUUGACCUCAGACAUGGAUUUUCUAGUUUUAGCUUCUGAUGGACUAUGGGAAGAGGUUGGGAACCAAGAAGCUGUUGAAACUGUGAUUUCAUUGUGUAUGCCUGAAAAGAAAUCGAGAUCCACAGGAGAUGUUCAAAAGGAUGAUGAAGUUUGUUAUGGCUGUGUAAAUGUAAGUCCUUCAUCAAAGAUGAGAAGAGUUUCUCUGCUAAAGCAUCAGAAGAUUCCAAAACAAUCACCUAGAAACAAACAGAAAAUUGGUUCCUGGAAAGAUAUGCAAGAUGACUGCAACUGCGAAAAUGAAAGUCCUCCAUUGAAGUCGAGAAGAAUUUCAUUGUUCAAGCGAAUAAACACCAAGAUUGAUUCACCUAAUAAAGAAAACAGUGUACACAAGAAGGGACCUGCUGCCUCUAUGGUGGGGCUUGCAGCUGCUUGUGAUGAGCUUGUGAACCUUGCUGUGAGAAGAGGCAGUAUGGAUGACAUCACUGUGAUGGUAAUUGACUUAAAUCAAUUCAGAUGUAUCCCUGCUUGCUUCUCAUCUAGCGAGAAGCAAAUCAAUGAACCAGCUGCAACCAUAACCAGGGCAGGCCAGAGUAUAUCUAUGUCUGUAUAUAGGACAAAAUUAGCAGGUCAUUGCCGUUUGAUCACCAUCACAUGGUGCAAGAACCUGCUGCUACAUGGCCUUUCUUUAUCUGUUCAAUCAACAAAUGGAAACGAUGAGGACUACUACAAGUGCAAGAUUGAAUUGAAGCCAUGGUACUUCUGGAGAAAACAAGGCUCCAAGCAAUUUGUAGUGGAUGGUAAGACUACUGCUGAUGUGGUCUGGGACCUUAAGGCUGCAAAAUUCAAUGGCGAGACAGAGCCACAAUCAAACUACUAUAUUGCUAUUGUCUCAGAAGGGGAAGUGGUUUUACUUGUUGGUGAUCUAAAGAAAGAUGCAUAUCGAAAGACACGAUGCAGGCCUGCUCUUAUUGAACCAAUGUUGGUGUCAAGAAAGGAACAUGUGUUUGGGAAGAAGAAAGUCAAGACAAGAAUCAAAUUCCAUGAGAAAGAGAUCAAAUUCCAUGAGAUUUCAAUUGAAAGCAACAAUAAUAGCAGCAGCAAUGACAGCAACAUUUGUGGGUUUGAUCCUGAACUUGAGAUAAACGUAGAUGGAGAACUAGCCAUUCAAGUUAAGCACCUUCAAUGGAAGUUCAGAGGAAAUGAAUCCAUCCAGGUGAGUAAAAGUAGAGUAUUAGAGAUUUAUUGGGAUGUACAUGACUGGCUUUUUGGUUCUGGUCCAAGGCAUGGUCUGUUCAUAUUUAAACCAGUUUCAUCAUCAUCAUCAUGUUCUUCUUCUUCUUCAACUGCAUCAUCAACCUCAAUGUCAUUGUUGACUACUCAAGAAGUUCCUUGUGCUCCAUUAGAGGAUGAUAAUGCAGAUGGGUCAUCCAGUUUUUGCUUGUUUUUGCAUACUUGGAAGGCAGAAUAAUUGGUGCAUUCAAGUUACUAUAUACAGAAUUAUCUGCUGAUCAAUUUGGAAAUAGAUCAGCUAGAUUGAGAUCUCAACAGAGAGAGGAUGAUGAGAAGCAUAUGGACCCAAAUGAAGCUGGAAGCUUGUCAUUACUGGACAAGCAUGGACAGGCCAGAUUGGAUAUCACAUAGACAUGCUCAAUAAUUUCUUAAUCCACAAUAGCUAUCCAAUGUUGAUAAUGCUAUUUUUAAAUAAAAUUUAUGUUUAUGAAUAAAGGUCAACAGUAUUUUUGAA
Manihot esculenta (cassava) is the source of this 2667-nucleotide messenger RNA. RefSeq lists its product as uncharacterized. The transcript is spliced from 6 exons. The record is from RefSeq and is a predicted model, not a curated record. Gene Ontology annotation, molecular function: cation binding. The coding region runs from base 193 to 2391 and encodes 732 amino acids. Lineage: Eukaryota; Viridiplantae; Streptophyta; Magnoliopsida; Malpighiales; Euphorbiaceae.